Messenger RNA from Syngnathoides biaculeatus (alligator pipefish), 2942 nucleotides. RefSeq names its product sema domain, immunoglobulin domain (Ig), short basic domain, secreted, (semaphorin) 3C (gene sema3c). The coding region runs from base 741 to 2666 and encodes 641 amino acids. The transcript has 15 exons. The record is from RefSeq and is a predicted model, not a curated record. NCBI's taxonomy places the organism in Eukaryota, Metazoa, Chordata, Actinopteri, Syngnathiformes, Syngnathidae. Gene Ontology annotation, biological process: negative chemotaxis; semaphorin-plexin signaling pathway; positive regulation of cell migration. Gene Ontology annotation, molecular function: chemorepellent activity; semaphorin receptor binding.
CAGCUGUUGUCGGGGUUUUAUCUCUCUCUCUCUCUGAGCACUUGAGGACUUUGCCCCCGAGACUUCCUUCCUUUCUGGUCCGCCAUCUGCCGGCGCCGUACCGGGUCCGUCCACAUGUGGCCGGCGGCAGAUGUCCUCGGGGUCAUUUCGGCGAGGCGUGGGAGGCCUUCCGGGGGGGGGAUCAAAGCAUCCAGAAAGCCAAGAUUAAUUGAAUCCCCGCGUUAAAGAUCACGAAGAUCCUCGUCCGUCUGCGCCGAGCCGAAAUUGGCUCCAAAGCGCAGAGGAAAAGUUGUGCGACGAUUAAAUGAGGCGACGCGGCUUCAUUUUUCUGCGCUGCGCCCGUCCGUCAUCCGCCGCGUGACUGCAGCUGGACUCGGUAGAAGCGCUCGCGAGUGCAGACGCGCUGCCGCAAAUAUUUGGCGCGGCGCGGAGACGCUCUGGAUCGCAGCUUCCCCCUUAAUCCCCUGGUUUUUUUUUUCACGCGCUCCGCCCGCCUUCUCGUUUUUCAGCCUUCACUUUUUCCAUAUCCGACCGCCGGAAUAUUCGACUUGGCUCGUCGUCCUCGGGAUUCUUCACCCCGCACGCACGACUUUGUGAUACGAGGCCUGCGCUUCUCUGAUAAACCGAAGUGGACCUCGGAUGAGUUGGAAUGCGGCUCCGGGAGGCACAUUUCUCAAAACACUUCCAGUGGGCCAGGAAAAUGACACGUCCAAAACACCAAAUCGUAAAAAAACCAUCAGAUGAUCGACCACGGCUGCGGCAACUUCGUGCGGGUGGUGCAGCCGUACAACCGGACCCACCUCUUCAUGUGCGGCAGCGGCGCCUACAGCCCCGUGUGCGUCUACGUCAACAGGGGGCGCCGCCCCGAGGAACAAAUAUUUCACGUUGACUCAAAGUCUGAGUCCGGAAAAGGGCGUUGCUCCUUCAACCCGCGGGUCAACACCGUGUCCCUCAUGCUCAAUCAAGAACUGUUCUCCGGGAUGUACAUCGACUUCAUGGGGACGGACGCGGCCAUCUUCCGCAGCCUGACCAAGAGGAACGCCGUGCGCACCGACCAGCACAACUCCAAGUGGCUCAGCGAGCCCGUCUUCGUGGACGCCCACCUGAUCCCGGACGGGUCGGACCCCGACGACGCCAAAGCGUACUUCUUCUUCCGCGAGAGGCUGACGGACAACAGCGGCAACACCAGGAACAUCCACACGGUGGUGGCGCGCGUCUGUCCCAACGACAUCGGAGGCCAGCGGAGUCUGGUCAACAAGUGGACCACCUUCCUCAAGGCCAGGAUGGUCUGCUCCGUUCUGGAGGAGGACGGCACCGAGACGCACUUUGACGAGCUCGAAAGCGUCUUUCUGCUGGAAAGCGAGCAUCCCAAAGGCCUGCUGCUCUUCGGAGUCUUCACGUCCACGAGUUCGGUCUUCAAAGGCUCGGCGGUGUGCGUGUACAACAUGGCCGACGUCCUCACCGUCUUCAACGGGCCCUUCGCGCACCGGGACGGGCCCAACUUCCAGUGGGUGGCCUUCCAGGGACGCAUCCCGUUCCCCAGGCCCGGAACGUGCCCCGGCGGAGCCUUCACGCCGGACAUCCACACCACCAAAGAAUUCCCGGACGACGUGGUCAACUUCGUGCGCAACCACCCGGUCAUGUUCAAUCCCAUCUACCCGGCGGGCAGGAAACCCCUGGUGGUCCGAACCGGCGCCGACUACAAAUACACGGCGGUGGCAGUGGACCAGGUGGCGGCCGCCGACGGGAAUUACCAAGUCCUCUUCCUGGGAACCGACAAAGGAAGCGUCCAGAAGGUGAUCGCCCUGCCCACCAAUCAGUCCCUGCAUAAAGAUCUCAUCCUGGAGGAGCUGCAAGUCUUCAAGAACCAAGCUCCGGUGACCGACUUGAGAAUCUCCUCCAAAAAACAACAACUGUACGUGAGCUCGGAGGCGGGCGUGUCGCAGUUGUCGCUGCACCGCUGCCACGCGUACGGCUCGGCCUGCGCCGACUGCUGCCUGGCCCGAGAUCCGUACUGCGCCUGGGACGGCCUCAGCUGCUCGCGCUUCUACCCCAGCGGCAAACGGAGGAGCAGGAGGCAGGAUGUCAUGCAUGGAAAUCCUCUCACGCAGUGCAGAGGCUUCAAUCUCAAAGCCUACAGGAACGCAGCGGAGAUGACGCAAUACGGCGUGAGGAACAACACCACCUUCCUGGAGUGCCUGCCCAAGCCCCCGCAGGCGUCCAUCCGCUGGCUCAUCCACAGGGACGGCGACAGGCGCAAGGAGGUGAAGCCGAGCGAGCGCGUGCUGUCCACGGACCACGGCCUGCUCAUCCGCUCGGCCCAGCCCUCGGACCAGGGCCUCUACUACUGCCUGACCACCGAGAACGGCUUCAAGCGCACCGUGGCCAAGAUCCGGCUGCGGGUGCUGAACGCCGCCGGAGCGUCGGGCGAAAGGGGGCGCUGGGCGUGGCCGCGGUCGCCGAGCCCCGGGGGGCCGCCGGAGGCCGACGGCCUGGCCGUGCGGCGCUUCUGCGAGGAGAGGAAGGAAAGGAAGGAGGUCCAGGAGCGGCAGAAGAGCCUUUGGCAACCGCCGCCGGGGCCUCUCAGGGGAGACCUGGCCAAGCUCAAGCCCCUGCUGGAUCGCAGGAGGAGCCGCAACCGGCGGAAUCAGCUCCCGGAGGACUAACUCCGCGACACGGACCGGCCGGCUCGUAGCGCCGGGAGACAGCCGCCAAAACGCAAAACCCGACCAUCGGCGUGGAUCCUUUUUUUAUGCCGUGUCGGGAGGAAAGGGGAAGACGGAAGACGGAAGACGGAUGCAUGCUUGACUCUUUUAGUGCCGAACCAGCAUUUCCAAGUCUGCCUAGCGACCGGGCUCAAAAUUCUCAUAUUUAUUUCUGUGACGCACGCUCAUGGAUUGGUAUGUACCGACUUGCACGCAAAGUGGAGCACGUGGGGGUUA